CCUGUUCCUCUCUUUAUGUUCCGAUUAAAUUAACAUCAAUUUUUUGUUUUUGGCUUCAGUGAUAAAUUUUCAGCAUCUAUUUCAAGGUUUCGUCUUUUUUGGUAUUUUUUUUUUCACGGUUGGAUUCUUUCCUAGCUCACUCAUCUUCGAUUUUCUCAGCCUGUUUCCUCUUAUGUUUCAAUAGGGUUUCUAUAUUUUUUUUUCUUUUUUUUUUCUUCUAAGCAUUUUUUUUCUCCAGAAAUUCUUAAAUUCGUGGACGUUCAAGGCUCGAUUUGGAUUUUGAUUUGGAUGUUCUGCCUUUUCUCUCUCUCGUUUUUAUUUCUUGUUGGCUUCUUAGUGCAUUGAAUUGGAGCUGCAUUCACUAUACGAAUUGAACAAGGUGGCAUGAUGCAAUGAAGUGUUGUUCUUGGAGGGUCUUAUCAGUUUAGCACUCUGAAUUUGGAGGCAAAAUGUUCAGUCCAAGCGUGGAUUCUGCUAGGGAUGCUGGUGGUGUGGCAGGGCCUGUGCUAAUUCCCAUGCGGUUUGUGUGGCCAUAUGGGGGAAGAAGUGUGUAUCUUAGCGGUUCUUUCACACGGUGGUCUGAACUUCUACAAAUGUCGCCAGUGGAAGGCUGCCCAACUGUUUUUCAAGUCAUUCAUAGCUUGGCUCCUGGCUAUCAUCAGUACAAGUUUUAUGUUGAUGGGGAAUGGCGGCAUGAUGAGCAUCAACCUUGUUUAUCUGGAGAAUAUGGGAUAGUUAAUACCGUUUUAUUGGCUACUGAUCCUAAUUUUGUACCUGUUUUAACUCCAGAGAUAGUUUCUGGAUCUAACAUGGAUGUGGAUAACGAGGCUUUUCGACGCAUGGUCCGAUUGACAGAUGGUACAUUAAGUAAUGUGUUGUUACCAAGAAUAUCAGAUGCUGAUGUACAGACCUCUCGUCAGCGUAUUUCUUCAUUCCUAUCUUCGUGCACAGCGUAUGAAUUACUUCCUGAGUCAGGCAAGGUUGUUACCUUGGAUGUCGAGCUGCCUGUGAAACAGGCAUUCCACAUACUGCAUGAGCAGGGAAUUCCCAUGGCUCCUCUUUGGGACAUCUGCAAGGGGCAGUUUGUUGGAGUUCUUAGUGCCUUGGAUUUUAUUUUAAUUUUAAGAGAGCUUGGAAAUCAUGGGUCCAAUCUGACCGAAGAGGAGCUUGAAACACAUACCAUAUCAGCUUGGAAAGAAGGAAAAUGGACAGCAUUUACACAGGGUUUUAUCCGUGCAGGGCCAUAUGAUAAUCUGAAAGAGAUUGCUCUGAAGAUCCUGCAAAAUGGAAUUUCAACAGUUCCAAUUAUUCAUUCAUCUUCUGAAGAUGACUCAUUUCCCCAGCUGCUACAUCUUGCUUCACUUUCAGGAAUCCUUAAAUGCAUUUGCAGGUAUUUUAGGAAUUGUUCUAGUUCAUUGCCCAUACUUCAACUUCCAAUCUGUGCAAUCCCUGUGGGUACGUGGGUGCCCAAAAUUGGGGAGACAAAUUGCCAGCCUCUAGCAAUGUUGAGACCAAAUGCUUCACUUACUUCAGCCCUAAACUUAUUAGUUCAAGCUCAAGUAAGUUCAAUACCAAUAGUUGAUGACAGUGACUCAUUACUGGAUAUAUAUUGUCGAAGUGAUAUAACAGCUUUGGCAAAGGACAGAACAUAUACACAUAUUAAUCUUGAUGAAAUGACGGUUCAUCAGGCAUUGCAAUUGGGGCAGGAUUUUUACAGUUCUUUCGAACCGAGAAGUCAAAGAUGUCAGAUGUGUUUGCGGACUGAUUCUCUGCAUAAAGUGAUGGAACGUUUGUCACAACCAGGUGUGAGGCGGCUAGUGAUUGUGGAAGCGGGAAGCAAGAGGGUAGAAGGCAUCAUAUCACUGAGUGACAUAUUCAAGUUCUUCCUUGGUUAGUUUGGAUUGUUGGUGACCAAACAAGUUUGACAGACAGUGUGGUGGUCAUGACACUUAUGCAUAUAGUCAGGCAACCAUCAUCGGCCCAGCCACAGGCACUAAGAAGAGAUUCCAGAGCUUUUACACGGUGAUUUCAUCUUUAUUUCAUUGAAAUACAAUUGGUUUGGCCUCUUGCUUCAUUGCCUUGUUUUAAGAUUUUAGGCUAGAGAAAGAGGCCUGUAAAUUUUAGCCUGAUUGCCCCAAAUUUAUUCAUCUUUCCCCACUCAUAUUAUGUUCAAAUAUGUUGUCUUCCUCAUAUGGAUACAGGCAAAGGGGAGUGCACAAUCUGUGUAAUCGUUUCAUAUAUUGUCCAGUGACAAAUUUCGGGGGAAAAAUUAUGGGAGGACCAAUAUUCCAAAUACUAUUUUUUGUUGACUAGCUUUAGUUCGAGAAAUAGCAUUUGUUAACUAUCCUUUUUGUGGA
Molecule: messenger RNA, 2357 nt
Organism: Vigna unguiculata (cowpea)
Lineage: Eukaryota; Viridiplantae; Streptophyta; Magnoliopsida; Fabales; Fabaceae
Product: sucrose nonfermenting 4-like protein
Source: RefSeq, a predicted model, not a curated record